This is a messenger RNA of Exophiala spinifera, 429 nucleotides long. RefSeq lists its product as uncharacterized. The transcript has a single exon. Bases 1 to 429 code for a protein of 142 amino acids. NCBI's taxonomy places the organism in Eukaryota, Fungi, Ascomycota, Eurotiomycetes, Chaetothyriales, Herpotrichiellaceae. The record is from RefSeq and is a predicted model, not a curated record.
AUGGCCUCCCUCGACGCAGACGACAUGUACCUCUCGCAACUGUCCAGGCGCACAGAGGCCAUCAACGCUGGCGUAAUGGCCAUCAGGGGCCAUUCUCAUGCCGUGAGCACACCGGAUCGCAACAAAAAUACAUCAAGGCUACUCUCGAGUCGGGAUCCGGAGCGUAUACUGUGCUAUGCUAUGCGCCAUACCGGUACAGUCUCUUCGGCGGGCUAUUCGGCUGCCUUCGUGACGCAUGCGACGGCAAGCGAUGUAGACUCAGUCAUGAUCAAUGGUCAAUGGGUCAAGGGAAAGGUUAGACUGCUAAAGGAAGGUUGGCAUAGCCGGAAGCUCAAGCUGCAUUUUGGGAAAGAGAUGGCAUGGGAUCAAUCGGCAAAGGAACAAGUCAGAGUCGAACACAUGUGGUUGGAAAAGGAUGUCAUGGAGUGA